Messenger RNA from Ictalurus furcatus (blue catfish), 3061 nucleotides. RefSeq names its product antizyme inhibitor 1b (gene azin1b). Bases 403 to 1710 code for a protein of 435 amino acids. Gene Ontology annotation, biological process: positive regulation of polyamine transmembrane transport; negative regulation of protein catabolic process. Gene Ontology annotation, cellular component: cytoplasm. The transcript is spliced from 12 exons. The record is from RefSeq and is a predicted model, not a curated record. NCBI's taxonomy places the organism in Eukaryota, Metazoa, Chordata, Actinopteri, Siluriformes, Ictaluridae. Gene Ontology annotation, molecular function: ornithine decarboxylase activity; ornithine decarboxylase activator activity.
AGGCAACCAUUUCUUUGGCUAGUAGACCCGAGCUAGACGUUUGUGUGUGUUUCAAACUGUCCAUUCGCGGGUAUAUGGCAAAAACGGCCGCUUUUCUUUCUUACCCAGGUGUCCCCACUACUCUUUAAAAAUUCCGCCGAAAAAGAGGAGACGAUCUUCCAAAACCUUCAAGCCGUUAUCUCACGGCUCCCCUCUUUCUCUACAGGUGUAUAAGCGCUACCCAGAAGGCCUAGGGAAGGCACUCUACCGCGAGCAAUUCGACUUCAACGCGGAGCCGCCUUGGGAUCCUAGCUGAUAGCGGGAGAAACCCAUCUCCCAGCUUGUCCAUUUUGUUGCAUAUUCACAGGACCCAAAGGCUCAGUACACUCUCUAUGAUUGUCGGAUCUGCGGACUACGGUUGAGAUGAAAGGAUUUACUGAUGAACUGAACUACGUUGUUGAACUGCUUGAGGGAGGAACAACCCUCGACGAUGUCGUUGACAACCACAUUUAUGAACAAGCUUUGGCUGAAAAAAAUGCAUUUGUUGUGGCUGACCUCGGUGCAUUGCUGCAGCAACAUGUCCUCUGGCAGAGCACCCUACCCCUAGUUCGACCGUUCUACCCUGUCAAAUGUAACAGCAGCCCUGCAGUCAUCGAGAUUCUGGCUGCUCUAGGAGUCGGUUUCAUGUGUGCGAAUAAGGCUGAAGUCUCAAUGGUACUCAACCAUGAUGUCUCUCCUGAGAACAUCAUCCUUUCUGGUGUUUGCAAACAGCAGUCACACAUCAAACAUGCUGCCAAGAACGGUGUGAACUACCUGGUGUGCGAUAACGAGGCCGAGCUCGGGAAAAUCGCCCGUGCUCACCCGAAUGCUAAGCUUCUCCUGCAGUUAUGCACAGAGGCACAAACAGAGGAGGCCAGCAUGCUGUUUGGCUGCUCGCUGAAAAGUUGCAGGCACCUUUUAGAAGCUGCCAAAGGGAUGGGUGUGGAUGUGAUUGGAGUAGUGUUCCAAGUACCAGCAUCAUGUAAGGACCCUCAAGUAUAUGCCCAUGCCCUGUCUGAUGCCCGCUGUGUAUUUGAUAUGGGGGAGGAGCUUGGGUUUAAUAUGGAGGUUUUGGAUAUUGGGAGUGGAUUCAGUGGCUCUGAGUAUCAGUUGAAACAGAUCCAUGCUGCUAUUAGACCUUUGCUUGAGGCCUAUUUUCCUGUUAAGUCUGGAGUACGAGUGAUUGCUGAGCCAGGAACCUUUUACGUGUCUUCCUCUUUCACCCUGGUUGUAAAUGUCAUUGGCAAGAAACUAGUAGCCAGAGAUCUUCAUGGUGAGUCUAAAGAGCUGACUCUAAGCGAUGACCCUGAGUUUUUGUACUAUUUGAGUGAUGGUGUAUUUGGAUCUUUCGUUGGCAAGCUGUUGGGAAACAUCAUUCCAUCUCCCUCAGUGCACAAGAUGUCACUCUCCGCAGACGAGCCGGUGUUCUCCAGUAGUCUGUGGGGUCCAUCCUUUGACGUUUUGGACCAGGUGGUGGAGCAUUGCCUUCUUCCUGAGCUCUCUGUGGGAGACUGGCUCAUCUUUAAAAACAUGGGGGCCUGUGGUCAUGAGGAGACAGCGGUCAUCAGCGACUCAGAAAAACCAUCCAUGUAUUACACCAUUUCUGAAAGCUCCUGGUUCGAGAUGCAGGAGGCUGGAAUCUCACUUGACAACACCAUGAAGAACUUUUCAUUAGUCCCAUAUGGCGUGUAGUUGAAAACUCUGGCUCUGACUCCUAACCUGGGCAUUUGAAUGGCUUCUACAGCGAAUAAACCAACAGCCAUAAACAGAGCAGUUAAUGCUUAGCUACUAAGAAAACAUGAUGACCAGUGGCAUUUGGGAUCACGAAAUAAUUGUCCUUGUCUUAGGUUCUCACAGUUUAUUGGUCGAAAUGCGUUUUUUUUUUUUUUUUCUUGUCAGCCAAACGGAAGAGUCAAAAAGCCUCAUAUUUAGUAAUAACAUAUGCAACAAAAUGGAUGGCUGUGGAGAUGGGAUCCUGUCUUUGGGUUUCUUUAUCAAAAAUCGUUUACAUAAGUGUUUAAUUAAUUUAAUUAUUUACUGAUUACCUGCUGAUGGUCUUGUAAAUGAGUUGUCUGUUGCACCAUUAUGCACUUGUGUAUAUUAAAAUCAAAUGUGAUUUUAACAAGUUAUUUUAGAAGAUAGAAUCAAGUGUGUUACAGCCCUGUGUGUAAAUCAGCACAGUGAAAUUUCGAUAUUAAUUUGUUGUAUUCGUGCUUACCCCUCACUGUUGUAUAUGGGUUUGAAGAACUGUGGAGUGCAACUAAACUCAUUUGAUUAAAUUUCCACUACAGUGCUUGUGGCACUAUUUCCCAGUAUUGCUAUGUAUUUCAAACUGUUCCUUGAUUGUGUGCCAUGAUCAAGUUUGUCACCUCAAAAGACUCUUAGUAAGAACGUUGUUGGUAGGCACCUGCCCUUUUCCGUUGUGUAAAUACCACAUCUGUAUGUUUGACAUUAAAGUAACUUCUGGGACUGGGACUUGCUUGGUGAUUCCAAGCAAGAUUACUCAAACCUAUGCUCGAAGUACCAGUAACAAUUUCUAAACAUUCAGCAAGAGUCAUGCAUUUUAUUAUCAAUAGCGAUUUAAGAUUUGGUCAUGUCCUUUGGUUGCGUUUGUUACCAAAAUCAAUCAUUUAUUAUUCUAUUAAAAAAAACAAAACAUUCAUAGUGCUUUUGAAGCAGUCUCUUCCAAGAGAUGUUUUGGGGCUUGGGGGUGUGUUGGUUUUUUUUAAUUAGUAUUAUUUAUUUAUUUAUUUAUUUUUAUAGAUGCUAUAAAAUUACACCCUUUAGAUUUAGUAUUUGUUUUUAAAGCUUAAUCAGCUUCAUAUUAAAAUGUAUCACAGUACACCUAGAUCAUAUCUUAAAAUGCUAUUUUCGUUCCCGAAAAUGCCCAUAUCUCCACAGUGGGAAAUGAAAUCACCCUGUUAGAAAUGUAAAAUAUUUUUAUCUAAGGAAAUAAUCAUGGAUCAUGGCCUGUUUUUGACUGUAAUAUUGUGUUAAAAUUUAUGAAAGUACUAACCUUAAAAUAAUACAUUUCCUAGUCUGA